AGAUGGGUUUAGGCUGGAGCAGCGCGGAGGAGCGGCAGCCCCUCCUGCCGCCGCCGCCGCAGCAGCAGCAGCAGCAACGGCGGCGGCGGCCGCAGCCGCGGGGGCCGGCGGGGGGCCCGGCGGUGCCGGCGGCGGUGCCGGUGCCGGGGCUGGCGCCGUUGGCGGGCCGCGUCUACGGACGGCGGUGGCUGGUGCUGCUGCUCUUCUCGCUGCUGGGCUUCGCGCAGGGCCUGGUGUGGAACAGCUGGGGCCCCAUCCAGAACUCGGCCCGCCUGGCCUUCGGCUUCAGCGGCUGGGACAUCGCCCUGCUCGUCUUCUGGGGGCCCAUCGGCUUCGCGCCCUGCUUCUUCUUCAUGUGGCUCAUGGACAAGAAGGGUCUGCGUGUAACUGUGUUACUAACAUCAUCACUCAUGGUACUGGGAGCUGGCCUGAGAUGUGUUCCAGUUUCAGACCUAGAAAUUAGGAAGAAGUUGAUUCACGGAGGGCAGCUGUUAAAUGGCUUGGCGGGGCCAACUGUGAUGAACGCGGCACCAUUUCUUUCUACAACGUGGUUUUCUCCAGAUGAACGUGCCACAGCAACAGCCAUCGCAUCGCUGCUCAACUACCUGGGCGCUGCUGGCGCAUUUCUAGUGGGACCUCUUGUAGUGCCAUCUCCUAAUGGAACAUCUCACCUCCCGCUGCUAUUGCAGAGCAACACUGAGCACAUCAAGGACCGCAUUGAGGCUGUGCUGUAUGCAGAAUUUGGGAUGGUUUCCCUGAUAUUUUCUGCAGCGUUGGCCUACUUCCCCUCACGCCCUCCAUUCCCUCCCAGUGUGGCUGCGGCGAGUCAACGGCUCAGCUACAGGAGAAGUUUUUGCAGACUCUUAAGCAAUUUCCGAUUCUUGAUGAUUGCUUUAGCCUAUGCUAUACCACUGGGUGUUUUCUCUGGCUGGUCUGGUGUUCUGGAUUUGAUAUUAACACCAGUUCACGUAAGCCAAGUAGAUGCAGGCUGGAUUGGAUUUUGGUCUAUAGUUGGAGGUUGUGUUGUUGGCAUAGCAAUGGCAAGAUUUGCAGAUUUUAUCAGGGGCAUGCUGAAGUUUAUACUGCUGCUGCUUUUAUCUGGAGCAACAUUAGCAUCAACCUGGUUCACUCUCACUUGUCUGACUAGUGUCACUCAUCUGCCUUUAACCACAGCUACACUGUACACAUCCUGCAUUUUGUUGGGUAUAUUCCUCAACAGCAGUGUACCAAUAUUCUUUGAGCUCUUUGUGGAGACAGUCUACCCUGUUCCAGAAGGAAUUACCUGUGGAGUUGUCACCUUUUUGAGUAAUGUUUUUAUGGGAGUGCUUUUGUUUUUCCUCACAUUUUACCACACAGAGUUUUCCUGGUUCAACUGGUGCCUGCCAGGGUCGUGUCUGCUCAGCCUGCUCCUCAUCCUGUGCUUCCGUGAGUCCUACGACAGACUCUAUCUCGAUGUCGUCGUCUCCGUGUGAUAACACCGGACUGGUGAGGGGUUGGAAGAGACUGGAAGUCAGCUUUGCAGUCUGCACGUCUGCCUGGGUUUGCACAGCUGAACAGUGGGAAAACGAAGAAAUUACAAGACUUAAUCAUGGCUUUAUUAGAGAGGGUGAGGGACAGGCUGUUCUUACAUUCAAGACCAGCUUGAUUUGUGAUAAAUGUGGAACUUGAGUGGUGAUAAUGAUGCCGAAAUGCACGAAGAAUAUAUCUGAUAUGCAGGUCCCAGUGCCAGAGCUGGGGCUCUCUAUUUAAAAGGCUGUUGAUGUAGCAGUGAGAUGUACAGUUGUGUGUGUGUGUGUGUGUGUGUGUGUGUGUGCCGACUGAUGGUUAUACACACAGGGGUACCAGUAAUCUUCAGAGUCUUCUAUCAGAAUAGAAAUAGUGAAUAACCUUAACAAAAUUCAAAAAAAAAGAUAAAAGAAAAAAAAAUCUUCUUUUUAAAGAUCUCUCUUUUAAAUUGCUAGUCAUUUAUAUAGUGAUUGUCCGUUAAACAGUUAAACGAAAACGAUUUGGUGCUUGUACACUACACGUACAUUCUAAUAAAGUGAUUUCUGAUAGAAGACACUGGUACCAGGGUUGUAGCCAUACUAAAUAUCCUAAACAAUCCUUGCAGUGUUGUUAGAGGUGUUUGCUAUCACCCUGGAGCACAUAGAAAUGAUAGCUUUAGCUGCCACUGAAACCCAACUUGCACCCACAGUCACCUCUGAAACACCACCGUGGUUCUGUAUCUCCUGGAUACGGAGCAUCUGUGGUAUCUCAGAAGUUGACUGGAAAGUCAUUCUUGGUAAAUGUUGCUGUUUUAAAGGCCACCACUGUGUCACCUUUUCAUCCCCCCGUCUCCGGUACUGCCUUUUUUACUGUGAAGACCUGUUCGUGCCACCGAAUACUGUGGGUGUGGAUGUCAGAAUCCCACUAGUUCUCUUCUGGUACUCUAAGGUGUGCAUGGUUUUUAGGACUAAGGUUGCCUAAACAAUAUUGUUUGUUAACCCAAGUCUUUAAAAUCACUGUUUCCUAAAAAAGUAUUUCUGGUAGGUGAGGUGCCCUGAUGGCGAAAUGACAAUGAGUCUGACAAUGAAAAAUAACUCAUGAGUUUUGGCAUAGUGUGGGAAAUACAAUGUCAGCUCUUUUUAUCAGUACUAAUCUCUGGUCAUUCUGGCCAUUACUUGAACAUAAAUAUUAAAGACACUUUGAAUAGUUUUUUAACUCAAUUUUAAACCUGCUAAUAAUUUCUUAAUUAUAUUAUUAGAUAUCCGUUCAGCAUCAUUUACACUAUUUCCAUGUGUAUGUUCUGUGCUUUGUGUUAGGGGUUGGGGUGGGGUGUGUGUGGGUGGGUGUGUGUGCAUAUUUAUAUCUAUGUAUACACAAAUAAAACUUAUAUAUAUAUAUCUUUUAUAUAUAAGUUAUGUAAGGGUGUGUGUUUACAUAGGUUUAUUUUAAGUAAUCAUGUCUCUGGAUGGUGGUAUACCACUGUUUGCAACUAAACCAGUCACUGCUGUGAAUGGAAACGUGUACAUACACUGUCUGCGACAUGAAUUGUUUUCAGGGGGUCAGUGAUUUCCCACCGUAGCGGUUUCAUCGCCGGGGGCGCGUGCACGUGUCGGAGGAGGCUGGUGUGCAGGGUUCUGCAUCCGUAGAAGUCGGAAUCAAACGCGCUCUGCUCCUGCGUGGGGCUGACCCCUGCCCCCCUGGGGUGACACCGGCACCGUAAGCUCACUCAAAUAGUCCCUGACCCGAGCGCGACCCUCCAGACACGGAUCCAUUCCUUCUGUCUGCGGUCCUUUUGCAGAGAGAAUAUGCCGCUAGUACCUUUAACUCAGGAGUGUAUCUGUGCAGUAAAAUAAAACUAGCUGUUCCCUGCUUUUAUGUUUUCAGAGCAAUGGAUGUAUUUACGGUAGUAACAGAAAAUUGACUUAGCUCAUUACCUAUAUCAGCUACUAAAUGAUCUUUUCUGUCUUGAAGCAGGUUCUUUUUAGAAAAGGAGCUAACCUACAUUGGGAUAACUAAAUCGAUCUUAACCAGCGCGUUUGGAUUUGCUGGCAUCAUCCUCUUACUGUUUUUCAGAUGAACGGUAUUAACUGUCCAACUUCUUUUUACUAUGUUUUAGUGCCUGGAAUAGUUUCAGUAUCCAGUAGCUGCUGCUACCUAUUGUCUUCUGAAACCAAGGAUCGCUUGCCAAGAGUCUGAUUGGAGUUGCAUUGUCAUGGCAGAACUGCAAGCUUGGAUGGCUCUUCAGAGCUUUGCUUCUGCAAUUUACUGUAGCUAUAUUAAGAUUAAAAUUGCACAGCUCGAGCACUGUCCCGAGUGACAGCGAUUCCUAAUCCUUUCACUGUCCUGACUAUUUUAAGAUGGAGAAGCACUUCAGGCAGUAUUCAGACUGUAACCUAUUCUGCCUCUGUUCCAGAAAGCAUUGAACAAUUCAAAAUAUUUGUCAGUGCUGCCAGACGUACUCUCUCUAUACAGUCAGGGGAGAAGAGUGAACAUCUUGUUUUAAACCCCGUUGCCUGUUUUUCUGAGUUGGUGUGAAUUGCUCACUGCUCUCCUGAACUUUGAUGCUUCGGUAAAAGUUUCCACGUCUGUCUUUGUCACUGUAAUGUGUGGUCUUAAUUACAGACCUCGAUGCCUCUGCACCAAAAUAGAGAUGUUAUCCAGGGCCGAGCGGCACAGCAGGGCUCUGAUGAAGACCUGUGCUGGGGUUGCAGGCACCGUUCUGCAGUUGGGGCUCCACCAGAGCUCCCCGCGAGUCCGAUGGAAAUCUGCCUGAGUGAAAACCGAAGGAUUGCUCCCAAAUUACUUCAGGUUGUGCAGGACGCUGCUGCAUUCCACACCCACAGUGUUCAGGCUUUAGGAUUUUAUUACAUUAGCAAGUCUGGCUCAGGACGGAGGUGAGGAUUGCAAAUGUGCUUGCCGAGAUCUCUGAAAAAUACUUUAUCACCAUCUGUGCCCAGCAGCAGCAUCCUUCUGAGGAAGAGCAGUCCAUUUCAUGUCAGUAACCCAGCUCAAGCUGUGGGAAUAUUUCUUAGGUAAGGGUUAUCACUAGGUCCACCCUUGUUUGGAUUUACCAGGGAUCCGAGCUGUCAAGAUAACCGCACUUUAUUGGAAGUUAGAGUUUGAGACCACAGGGAGAGCCCUAAGCAGCGCUGAUGCAAUUAGCAGUAGUGUAGAGCAGGCUCAAACCAGUUAAUAUUUCUCUUAUUAAUUAGUGAAAGUUCUAAGUCUCUCUAUCUUUUGAGUCAGUAACAACGGGGGUUUUUAUCUAAAUGAGGCAUUACCUUGCACAGCCGCAGAGUAGCCGAUGUUGGCCGCUGCUUGGCCUGUGACUUGCCAGCAGAGGAAGGUGCCCUGGGAAAUCACAAUAUUAGCUUUUCUUCGUGGCCUGUGAGUUCACAGCCCUGAAGAACAUUUUUUGCCAGCACUGCAGAGCUCCUUGACGCACAAGUACUUGUGCUGUUUUAUAUUGAAAAUGCCAGGACGGAUGGUCUGUAGUGACCGCUCUCUCUUAGUAUUUCUUCUUUUUAAGUAUGGGCUGCUCCUCAGGUUUCUGCUUGGCUCGGUAACAACUCAGCUCAGCUUCCAGUGCUGCUGGCUUUUCUCCUUACGAGCUGCGGAGCUGUGCUGGCUUUCAUGCUGCUAAUGGGGAAGCUCAGGGUUAGUAGACGUCGGUUUCACUUACGGCCCUGCUUACUGUCUCUCGUCACUGCUGUUACCCAUUAAUUUCCUUUCCAUUCCUUUGCCUUCCCGUGUAGCUGCCCGCUCCCCUGAGUUGGAGAUAUGGAGAAGACCUUCCGUGCUCCCCAGCUAAUUUUAGAGGGAUGAGUUGGCCAACCAUGUAAUUAAUACACAUAAAAAUAGUGAUUUUUAGAAAAUCCUGAAAGCUGGAAGAAAGUGCAAACCCGAAGGAUUUUGCACAUAUGUAAGCAGAUAGUCUGUUAUGAGCAGACCAUAAUUUGCCUGAAACUUAAAAUUUUAGCUCCCACACUUAGAGAGGCCAAGCUGACAGGCAGCAUGCGUGUUAGGUGUCCAGGUUCACAGCAUCACAGAGAUACUCCCAACGAUCUGACAGCUGAAAUGAACAGGAGUGCGAUGUCUUUAACCUUGGAGUGGGUUGGAAAACCCCAGGCUGUGUCAGUGUUUGCAGUGGCAACUUGGAGGAGCACCAGGCUGAUGGAUUGAGUUAAGAGGGUGGGGGGGUGGGGGGGUGUCCAGAGGGCAUUGAACACUGAAAUACUGCAUUGAGAUGAUCAAAUCCGUAUAAAAUUUGAAGUUUUGUGGUGACAGGGAUGUUAAUGCCUGGCUUGUUCUACAGUAAACUUAGCAAGUGACUGCGUAGCCUUACACGGCAAUAUAACCAAGCUGAAUUGAUUGAUAUGCAUAUAUUGGCUUUUACUAGAAAGGGAAGUGCUAUUUAGUUGUAAGGAUUGACUGAAAUAUGAAUGGGAAUUACACAGUUUGCACAGUGGAUAUAACUGUCCUGUAAUGCUAUGACAGCAAGCUUUUAAUUGUUCAUCUUCAUAUCGUCUAUAUACAAUUAUUAAUAAGAGUUUAUGACAAAGGCAUUUUUAUUUUUCAUUAGUUGGGGGGGGGGGGCAGUUCUUUUAGACUAAGUGUGGAUCAUUGUAAUGACUUGGCAAGACAACAACUGCUGCACUGGUAUGAAAGCAUAUAUGAAUAUUUGGUGUCGAUUUGGUGUUUGAUGUUGGUGCUGCCAUCCUCAGUGUUGUUAAUGCCCCAGGCCUGAGGAGCAGGGGCGUGUGUGCGGGGAGGCAGCGGGGCUUCUGGAUGCACAGUUGUGCAAGGGUAGAUGCUGACCCUGCCGAAAUGAACAAGAACAUUGUCAUCCGUGGGUCCCAGCAUCGGGGCUGGGAGGAGGAGGGGAGCACGGGUAGGGGGGGAAAGCUGCCUCGUGGCUGCUGCCUCCCUUCCGAGAGAGAGACAGACCCCAGGCUUGCUGCUUCACCUGCGAGAGAUCACCAGUAUCAGCACAGGCUUCCUUCAUUUCCCUGCAGCCAUUACAGCUGCGAGGUGGGUUGUAGGUGGCACAGGAAUAUCUGCCGUGCUUCCUCCAGGAGUGUCAUCUCAGACAGUGGAAAAGAGUUGCCGCAGAGCAGGCUGCAGCCCCAGUAAAGGCAGAAGAUGGUGUCAAUCUGCUUAUAAUUUUUGCACGUUGUGUUUCAAGACAGAUGAAACUAAUAAAUAGAGGAAGAAAUGUAACUCUGUCCAAAGUUUUGACAAGCAAAAGCAAAUAUUUGCACAGAUGUGCUGGCUGCUGCCUUUUACUUGGGAUUGCAGUGUGUUUGGAGCAAUUUGUGCCUGGGCCGGGGGGCAAAGCGGGAGCAGGGAAGCUCUGCAGCCAGGGUGCUCAGAAGGCGUGAUGUUGCGGGGCACCUGGGUUAUUUGCACAGGAGGGAUGUCUUCUGCAGCUCGAUUUUAGCAGAGUCUAAUUUUUAACUUCUUCAAGGAUGAGGUUCUGACCUAUGUUUUACAUUCGUGGCAUGAUUUGUGCCGCAGGAACAGCUAUGGCUGUGGCACGUGGCGUAGAGGCACUGGUUUUCCAAGGUGUGGCAGAGAAGGCAGGUGAGACUUGCUCUGCAAUAACAGCUUUUCCUUCCACGGUCUCCCUCCCCACUGUCUUCCCCCAUGUGAUUUCUCCACUUGAUGUAUCUGGACAGACUCGCUGCCCUCACUUUGUAUCACUACAUGAAGAAAAUACCGUGAGCAAAACCUUUUUGUCUUUAUGGAGAGCUGUUCUCUUUAGGCUCGGGCCACUUCUCCAAUCUUAGUCCAUCUGUUUGGAAAAGCCAAAAAAACCCCAAUCUCAUGUUUUCCCUUGCAGAGGGGAUGUGUGACGCCGGGACGGGGCGAGAGCCUGGGUGCUGUGCUUGCUCAGUCACAGAGCUGCUCGGGGGCUUGGGGAAGGGAUGCUCGUGCGUGGGGUGCCUCGCUCUCCCCACCUGCAGAAAGGGAGGGGGGAUGCCCCAUGUCCCUCCCCAGGCAGGGACACGCUGCGGUCGGGGCUGGGAAGUGCUUUGGGAUCCUGUGAGGGACGGGGGCUGGGGCAGAGCGUGGGAGGUGCCCCGUUCAUCAGGCUGUGUGUCCUCAGUCUUGAGGCUUCUGCGGGGAGCACAGACCCCGGCCUUCUCUGCCAGGCUGGCGUAAUCCAUAAGGCGUGGGCAGCAGGUACUUGUAUGGAGAGAAAACCCCUCUGGCAGGACAGGUUGCACUCAGAAACCAGCGGGAAACGAUGAUGUUUAGGGAAGGGGUGCUCAGAGGGCUUCUCUGCCCGGGGCAGUCAGGGGGGUCCAGUGCCCCCCGGGCUGUAUCUGCCUCUGGACGCCCUGGAUGCGCAAUCAAAGCCACAACACAAACAGAGUUGGGUCCCUCACCCCGGCCCCUGCCCACCCCGACCUUCCUGCUGCCCCCCAUCACCUGGGCUGAGUGAGCCCAGCAGAGCUGCAGGGUGUCCCCACGGGCGGCUGGCCACCAGCUGCUGCUCCCCCUCCCCCCGGGACAACGACGGGUUUUCCAGAUAUAUUUAUUUUCUCUGUCUGUGAUAACUGCUAGAUUAAAAUCUCUUUUUCCCUUACCAAGUUUAAUGCCUUCUGCUGUGCAUUUUAGAAACAAAUACUUGAUAAGGUGGAAAAAAACAGCUUUUAAUUAUGUCACACACCUAACGGGGUUUUUUGAACUGCGUGAACGUACGGAGAAGGAAGAGAGUUUUACAUGUUAGAGAGCAUCUUUGUAAACUAUCCUCAACCUGUAAUACUGUUCAAUUUUACUGGAGUUUGUAUGCAUUUUACUUUUGUAAUUUUUUAAAUGAUUUGAUAAAAUUUUAUUUUAGGGCAAAUUCUACUUUUUGUAUGCGAUAUUCCAAUGUGAUGUAUUUUUAUUUUUAAGAAAAUAAUGUUGAAACUACUAUAUAAUUGUCAACGUAACACAUCCACUGUGUCAUUUCUUUUUAAAACUGGAAUCUGACCAUGAAGUGCGUGUUACUGGUUGUUGCACAUUAAAGAGGUUACUCAGA
Messenger RNA from Tyto alba (common barn owl), 8515 nucleotides. It is a transcript of the gene SLC49A4, whose product is annotated as solute carrier family 49 member 4. Gene Ontology annotation, molecular function: transmembrane transporter activity. Gene Ontology annotation, biological process: transmembrane transport. The record is from RefSeq and is a predicted model, not a curated record. Lineage: Eukaryota; Metazoa; Chordata; Aves; Strigiformes; Tytonidae. Bases 3 to 1472 code for a protein of 489 amino acids. The transcript is spliced from 9 exons. Gene Ontology annotation, cellular component: membrane; intracellular membrane-bounded organelle.